Molecule: messenger RNA, 1713 nt
Organism: Ambispora gerdemannii
Lineage: Eukaryota; Fungi; Glomeromycota; Glomeromycetes; Archaeosporales; Ambisporaceae
Source: the annotation of a GenBank genome assembly
AUGUCUUCGCCAACCAACAAUUCCCAACGAAAUGUCACCCCGCACACCUCACCAAAACCAUACUCUGCAUCGCCAUAUCUUCACAUGCUUGGCUCGAACGAGAGACUUUUAGAUCGAGAUAACUACACUCUUAGCCCGAGUACACUCGAGCCGCCUACUUUCGACUAUGAUAUAUUACAAAACAUCCAUAGCAUUUCUGGCUUUUCAGGGAAUGAUCGCGAGGAUAGUAAAACCGAGGAUACUCCAUUGCUUCAAAAACAACAAAGACUUGCAUCAAAAUCCUCUGGAUAUGCUGAUAAGUCAUUAACGUCGACUCCAAGACGUGAUAGACAACAGUAUGGUUCCCGUCAGGAACAAUCAACGUUAGAUUCACCUUCAAAUAAUUCAUUAAAUGAAGAAUCCGAUUCGGACGGAUGUGCUACAACAAAUACGUCGUCACAAUCACGUCGUGGAUCAAAAGCACAGGAAGAUGUGUGCUUCCCUAGAAUUGAGAAGCAUGACAAAAAAUCCCUCGAUUAUGAGGCACUAGAGGAAUAUGUACGAGAGCAAACAGCUAAAAGAAAAAGUGAGCAACGAAAGAGACAACGCAGAUUGAGUGAACCAGCUUCUGCUUUUGUUAAUCACAAAUAUAGUCUUACGAGGGAAUCUGAGAAUAAGCAAAUGCAUGAUGUUAGUUAUCGAUACACUUUCUAUUCGACCGCUUACAGCACAGUACAUGCUCGUUCUUUGGCUGAAAUUCCUCCUUCCAAUACCUCAUUGUCUGAUAUGUUAAAGUCUGGUUGUUGGUGGAUUGACAUUUUAGCGCCAAGUGAUGCCGAAAUGAGAGAUUUGGGCAAGAUAUUUGGAAUUCAUCCUCUCACAGUCGAAGAUAUCGAAACAGAAGAUACUCGAGAGAAAUGUGAACUAUUUAAGCACUAUUACUUUAUUUGUUUCCGAUCCUUUGAUCAGGAUCAUUAUUCCCCUACUUAUUUGCAACCGAUCAGCGUAUACAUAGUGGUAAUGAAAGAAGGCAUUUUGUCGUUUCAUUACCGACCAAGUCCACAUCCUGGAAAUGUUAGGCGACGCAUUAGACAAUUGAAAGAUUAUAUUACUGUUACACCUGAUUGGAUCAAUUACGCGUUAAUUGAUGAUAUAACAGAUUUGUUCGCUCCAUUAAUUCGAGCGAUUGAAUUUGAAGUGGAUUCGAUCGACGAAUUAGUAUUGAUUCUUAAAGAAUCCGAACAGAGUGAUAUGUUACGAAGAAUCGGACAUUGCCGAAAAAAAGUAAUGGGUCUGCUACGCUUACUUGGCAAUAAGGCCGAUGUGAUGAAAGGCUUAAUUAAAAGGUGUAAUGAGUUGCGAUGGGAUGUGGUCAUCAGCAAUGAAAUAGUACUAUAUCUUGGAGAUAUUCAAGAUCACAUUAUUACAAUGGUUCAAAACUUGAAUCAUUAUGAGAAAAUACUUUCACGAUCUCAUUCAAACUAUCUCGCACAGAUUUCUAUUGAGAUGACACAAGCAAAUAAUCAAAUCAACGAUGUAUUAUCACGAUUAACUGCUCUUGGUACGAUACUAAUUCCAAUGAAUUUAGUAACAGGAUUAUGGGGGAUGAAUGUCGAAGUACCCGGACAACCGGAUGGAGUUGGAAACUUGUCAUGGUUCUUUUCCAUAUUGACAGGGAUCAUAAUUUUUGCUGUAAUAGGAGUUUUUUUAGCACAUCGAACCGGAAUUGUAUAA